AUAUCGUACUAAUUUUAGUAGCUAAACAUCUCACCAACAAAGCAAAGAAAAAUUGUGUGUAAUAAUGGAUAGCCAUUGUCACCUCAGUAUUGCUCACUAUUUGCUUCUUUUGCUUUUGGUCUCUUCUUGCAUGCAGAGUACUACUAAACUCUGUUUCUGUUUGGCUGGUGAUGAAAUUUCAAGCAGUGUGAAGACAAAUUCAUGCAUUGACGAAGAAAGACAAGCGCUUCUGGUCUUUAAACAGCAUCUUGUUGAUCAUUCUGGUCGGCUUUCGUCUUGGGUGGGUCAUGAUUGCUGUCGAUGGGAAGGUAUUUCAUGCAACAACAGCACUGGUCAGGUCAUGAAGAUGGACCUCCGGAAUCCAUAUGACUAUUUUUAUUAUGAAAGGUGGAUAAAUGCUUCUUUACGAGGUAAGAUAAAUGCUUCUCUGUUGAGCUUGAAACAUUUAAAUUACCUGGACUUGAGCCAGAAUGUGUUUGAUAGCAAUCAAAUUCCUAAGUUCAUUGGGGAGCUUAAAAGUUUGCAAUAUCUCAAUCUCUCCCAUGCAUCAUUUAGAGGAGAGAUUCCCUCUUCUCUUGGUAACCUGUCAAGCCUACAUUUUCUUGAUCUCGGGUGGAGCCAGAAUGUGUUUGACUUAUCUUCCAAAAAUUUGAAUUGGCUUUCUCACCUCUCUUCCCUGAAAUACAUUAAUCUCAAUGGCGUUGAUCUUAGCAGCACAGGAGUCAGUUGGGCAUAUGAUAGUAACAUGCUUCCUUCAUUGUUAGAGUUACAUUUAUCUUCGUGCCAAAUUGAAAGCAUUAACUUCCUUCCACUUUCUCUACAGAGGAUUAACUUCACAUCACUGUUGGUCCUUGAUAUGUCGUAUAAUGGCAUUAAAAGUUCUUCAUUUCCCGGCUGGUUUUUUAAUCUUACCAACCUCGUAACACUUGAUCUAUCCUGGAAUUAUUUCAGGGAUUCUUUUCCAAGUGAAUUUUCAAACUUCAAAUCUUUGGAAAAUCUUGAUUUAUCUGGAACAGGCUUAAAAGGUCAAAUUCCUAAAGUCAGUGGAAAUUUGUGCAAGCUAAAAGUCUUAAGUCUUUCAGGGAACGACUUUGAUGGGGGGAUUGAAGAGUUUUGGAGGAGUCUCUCAAAUUGUCCAAGUAAUACAUUAGAGUCACUAGAUUUGUCUAAUUGCAAGAUUGAAGGUCAAUUGCCGGUCUUUUUAGGAAUGUUUAAAAGUUUGCAGAAUCUCAACCUGGGAGAAAACAAUUUGUUGGGCUCAAUUCCAGAUUCCAUCGGAAACUUGUCGUCCUUGAAAACACUAGACCUCAGUUAUAAUAAGAUGAACAGCUCAAUUCAAAAAAGUAUUGGACAACUCUAUGAGCUAGUUUCCCUACUUCUGCUUGGUAAUUCAUGGGAAGGCAUUCUAACGGAAGCCCAUUUCGUAAAUCUUACCAGAUUACAACAUUUUCAAGUAGGAAAUAUAGACCGACCCAUGUCCCUCAUUCUCGGCGGGGCUUAUGACAGGGUUCCUCCUUUCAAGCUCUUCACAAUUUAUAUCCUAAACUGUCGGAUAAGUCCUGGUUUUUGGGUAUGGCUUCAAACUCAAACUGAACUGUUUGAUGUCAACCUUCGGGGUAAUGGAAUCUCGGAUUCCAUACCAGAGGAAUGGUUGUUGAAGAUAUCGUCCCAACUUACCUAUCUAGACUUGUCUUACAACCACUUUCAUGGAAACUUUCCAUCCCAUUUGAAAUGUCCAAAUUUAACGUCUAUUGAUUUGAGUCAUAAUCAGUUGGAGGGUCCACUACCACUUUGGUGUUUCCCUAAUGUCGAUUCCCUUUAUCUAGAAGGCAAUUUAUUUUCUAGGCCAAUCCCCUCAAAUAUUGAUCAAAUGAUGCCCAAAUUGCAAGAAUUGUUACUUGAUGAGAAUCAUUUGAAUGGCACUAUUCCUCCCUCUAUUUGUAACAUGCAGAAGUUAAAAAUCCUGUCUCUAAGGAGCAAUCAGUUUUCUGGAGAACUCCCUCAUGCAUGGAAUAUGGAGAGCAUUAUGGUGUUUUUAGAUGUUGGUCAAAACAAUCUGUCUGGUAAUAUGCCCACUUCAUUGGGGGUACUACGUUCCCUGGAAAUUUUAAAGCUCAACGACAACAAUUUUGGCGGUGAAAUUCCUGAUGCCUUGCAAAAUUGUUCAAGUUUGAGGAGUAUUGAUCUUGGAGACAACAAGUUAUCUGGGAAAAUACCUCUAUGGAUAGGAGGGUCAAACGUAUCUAAGUUGUCUAGGGUACGAUUACGGUCCAACUAUUUUAGUGGAUGUAUUUCCCAGCAACUGUGCAAUCUUCAAGGCCUUCACAUCCUCGACCUUAGUCACAACAGCCUUUCAGGUACUAUUCCCAUGUGUUUGGAUAAUUUAAAAUCUCUGGUCAAUGAUACUUAUGGUAGAUCUUAUGUUGAGUAUUAUAAAGGGUUUGAGCAAGCCACACUGACACUAAAAGGAGAAGAACUUGUGUACAACACAACUCUAUAUCUUGUAAAGAGCAUUGAUCUUUCAUCAAAUAAUUUAAAAGGUGAAAUCCCUGAAGAAAUAAGCAGCCUCAUUAUGUUGGGCACCUUGAAUUUAUCCAUGAAUCAAUUAAUUGGAAAGAUCCCUUCCAAGGUCGGAAACUUGCGUUGGCUUGAAACUCUUGAUCUCUCACACAACCACCUUUCGGGACAAAUUCCUCAAAGCUUGUCAUCUUUAACCUCUUUGUCCCACCUGGACUUGUCUUACAACAACUUGUCUGGAAGAAUUCCUACUGGAAACCAGCUUCAAACGCUCAAUUUUUCGUCCAUUUAUGUGGGCAAUCAAUGGUUAUGUGGCGUUCCUCUCUCAACUAAGUGCCAUGAUGACACUUUUAUUGCUAAAGAUGCAAAGGAGGAGAAUGAAGAUGGAAAGGAUAAGUUGUGGCUCUAUGUCAGCGUGGUACUUGGCUUUAUCGUAGGCUUUUGGGGCGUUUGCGGUACAUUGAUCUUAAAGAUAUCGUGGAGGUAUGCCUAUUUUCAAUUCUUCGAUGACAUCAAAGAUAAGGUAGCACUGGCAAUUGCAUUAAAAGUGGCUCGUUUCAAAAUGUUUUUAUUCUGAAAUUUGAUUGCCCUAAUAUAUAAUGUGAUGUUUUUUCCCUUCUACUUUGUGUUUUGGUACUUGCAAUAUAUGUAUUAAAUGAAGAAAUCCUUCAGUAAGUGUUCCCACAAACAAUUAUGUAACGGUUAUCCAUCUAAUACAAGAAUUCUAUCUAGUUUGUACUUAUCAAUCUACCUAUGUAAUGUUGCAAUUUAACAAAAUAACACUUGAAUGUCGUCCAACUCGGCGAGUGGUCGUCCAACUCGGCGAGUGGUAGUCCACCUCCGCCGCCUUCUUGAUGCUGCCAAAACCAUACAAAAAUGGGAGGAAGAAUUGGUGGUUCGAUAUCGUCGAGGGUUUUCUGGGAUUCCUGUUCCUUGCAGAGAGAGAGGUGGGAGAAUUCGAUGGCGUCUUCUGGGUUCCUGUCCCUUGCCGAGAGAGAUGGGAGAGGUAUUUGGCGUCUGUUGCAGAGAGAGAUUAGGGGGUUUGCACAGAGGGUGGGUGGGCGAUUCAAUUGAGGGGCUAGGGCUAGAGGGAUGGGGGCUCCAUCUCUAUUCUCGCUUGCUGAAACUUUCCGCUCUUCAGAAAUAUAACCGUUGGAUCAUUUGCUAGCAAUUAGUAGAGGGGGAUGGGGGCUUCAUCUCUAUUCUCGCUUGCUGAAACUUUCCGCUCUUCAGAAAGCAUAUGGGAACAUGGCACGCUAGGUGUCCGAUGAAAUGUGUCUGAGAAUCCGUCAAUAUGAUAUAUUAUAAUUUUGACCCUCCGCUUCAGCUCCGGCCUCAGGUGCGUGAAGGCGAAGUGGUCCUGGUCGACUGUCUCUUCCUCCACAGUUCUGGACGAUGGUUCCGAAGCUCUGGCGAUUCCGACUGAGAAAGAGGUCAAUAACAAGAAGUUGAAGAGGAUCCUGCUGAUGCUGAACCUAAAUUUAACCCUUUUACUGGAUCUGGAAGACGCUUGGAUGGGAAGCCUUUGAAAUAUAAGCCAGCACCAGCUUCUUCCUCAGGAUCCAAAGACAAGAAACCUGCAGUCACCGAUGGAAAUGCACAACCUUCUACAGGAUCUAGUUCACAAGCUACCAGUUGUCAGGCUCGGGGAAAACUUGUUUUCGGAUCAAAUGCCAGUCGCUCUCCAAAGGAGACAAAAAAAGGAAGCUGCAAAAGAGACUAAGAAAGAGAAACAGCCGGAAGUGAAAGAAGACCUGAAAUUCUAGCCUUUUAUCAACUUUUAGUCAGGUUCAAAUUUAGAAUGCAUUGGGGUAAAAUAGCUAGGGGAUAACGUUUUAGUCAGGUACAGAUAGCAACUGUUUUUUUUGUUUUUGGUUAUUUUUUCAUCUAGGGGAUAACUUUUUGUUGUUUAUUGAAAGGAAUAUUAGAACACAUCCACAUCCUAUUUUGUCAAAUUGUUCUAAAGUGUCUGAUGCUGAUUUUAGAAUUCUCCUGACUUUCAAGUUUAUUGGUUGUACUUAUUAUUGAUAUAGUGAAAGAUUGUUGUUGCUGUCCCGUGGACUUAGGCACGUAUUGCCAAACCACGUUA
Molecule: messenger RNA, 4606 nt
Organism: Pyrus x bretschneideri (Chinese white pear)
Lineage: Eukaryota; Viridiplantae; Streptophyta; Magnoliopsida; Rosales; Rosaceae
Product: receptor-like protein EIX2
Exons: 5
Coding region: 65-3094 (1009 amino acids)
Biological process (GO): hormone-mediated signaling pathway
Cellular component (GO): plasma membrane
Molecular function (GO): protein binding
Source: RefSeq, a predicted model, not a curated record